Molecule: messenger RNA, 1355 nt
Organism: Acyrthosiphon pisum (pea aphid)
Lineage: Eukaryota; Metazoa; Arthropoda; Insecta; Hemiptera; Aphididae
Exons: 4
Coding region: 235-912 (225 amino acids)
Source: RefSeq, a predicted model, not a curated record
AAACUUUAAUUGCAACGAUAUGCUGUCGAAGCACGAACAAUAUGUGACACUUUUACUUUCCCGGCCGGAGACAUAACAAAAUCGGUCGUUCGACCGUCUGGACCAUCAUUUAGCACGCCGAAGACAAUCCAACACAACAUCGGGACAUUAUUGACAUUACCGAUUUACCGCCAUAAUCUAUCCACAAGACACAUUGAUAGUUACGUGUGUAUUCGUUCCUAUACCGAGUAUAUUAUGCAGCCAACGAGAAUUGCGGCCGUGUGCUUCCUGUUGCUGGCCAGUCGCGCGGCGGGACACGCGAUCGGUGAAAAUCACGCAGACCACGAAGACGCCGGAACCGCUGCAGACCGUAAGAGAGACGCCUCGCAGCAGCCCAGGGCUUUGGACAUGGAGUCGAUAUUUGCGGGUUUCGCCAAGUCUAUGAUCAGCAGAACUGGAGCCACCAGUAGUCAAAUGCUCAGCCUAAACAUGUCCAACGUGGUGCUUAUGCUGGUUCUCAAGGGACUGAUCUGGGGAGCGUCGUACAUGCAGGGGCACGGUGGCAAAAGCCGGAAGGACGGUCCGGAUGCGGCGGGCUUAGCCGGCACUGGAUUCAUGCAGAACAUAGUCACUGAGACGGAUUUGCUGUUAUUCCUUGGAUAUUUGGUAGCCGAUGAAUCAGGUCGCUACGAUUGCUUGAACCGCGUAGCCUGUGAGCAACCGGCCAGGGCGGAGAGUUACUUAAAGAGCGCCGAAAUGGUCUGGAGAACGGCGAAAUUAUUAGAUGGUGUGGUGCCGUUAGACGCGAAAUACGAGCAAAUGUUGAUCAAGUUGCAAGAAGCCAUUGAGGACGGUAGGGCGGACGGAGAUUGUCAGGCCAAAUACAAAUGUUCCGAGUCGACCAGCACCGAAGAUAACUUUAACCUGAUUUAAAGCUUAAAGAAAUUAAGUGAGAUAUCGUAGGCAUAUUAUGGUUUUUUUUGUUUAAGUACAUUUUGUGUUUUGACCAAAUGAAAACGAUGAGUGCGUAAGUCAUUGUAAGCAUUCGAUUGUUAUUGCAUAUAUUUUUAUUCACACAAUAACGCACGUAAAAUAUAAUAGUUAAUACUAAAUAAUAAUAUUCAAUAUUACCAUAAAUUGUUUUUUUUGGAAAAUCGUUCGUUUUAAUUCAAUAAAUGUACCUAUAAUAAUCGUAUAUUACUUAUGCUAUUUGAUGAACAUGAGUCAUGACCUCAUUCAAAAUACAAAUGUUAUUAUAUCUGCUCGUUAAUUUCUAUCGUAGACCAGAACGAUUAAUGUAUACCAACUAUUGUACCUACUAGUUUCAUUAAUUUGAUUGAUCAUACGACCUAUAUUCAUAAUAUACUAUAUCUGAA